AUGGCCUCCUCAAACGAGUUGCUGCGGGUUGCUGCCUUCUGUCUCAGCGCUCUCCUGGAUGCCUGCUCCGUGCCUGUGUCUGAGAUCAUCACCGUUGAAGAAACAGACGUUCAAGGGAAACAUCACGCCAGUGGCAAAUGGCAGAAAAUGGAAAACCCAUAUGCUUUUACAGUGCACUGUGUGAAGAGAGCACGACACCAUCGCUGGAAGUGUGCACAGGUGACCUUCUGGUGUGCGGACGAGCAGCUGUGUCACCUGUGGCUGCAGACCCUCCGGGAGCUGCUGGAGAAGCUGACAUCUCGACCAAAGCAUUUACUGGUGUUUAUCAACCCAUUUGGAGGGAAAAGACGAGGCAAGCAGAUAUAUGAGAAGAAAGUGGCACCGUUGUUCACACUGGCCUCCGUCACCGCCGACAUCAUCGUUACUGAACAUGCCAAUCAAGCCAAGGACACUAUAUAUGAGAUUAAUAUAGAUAAAUACGAUGGCAUCGUCUGCGUCGGUGGAGACGGCACGUUCAGCGAGGUCCUGCACGGUCUCAUUGGCAGGACGCAGAGGAGCGCCGGCAUCGACCAGAACCACCCCAGGGCCGUGCUGGCCCCCAGCACCCUCAGGAUCGGCAUCAUCCCAGCGGGUACGGAAGCCUGGGGUGGAGCCGCUGUGCGUAGCAGCCGCUGUGGGCAUCCCGUAAUCUGACCGUACUUGGUUUAAUUAUACACAUUUCCUAUAAUUAGGGCUGCUUUGGGGAGGAAUAUUGGGUUUUUCCUUCGGGUUCAUUCUUCUAUUUAAAUUAAUUUUAUCACCACACAA
This is a messenger RNA of Galeopterus variegatus (Sunda flying lemur), 807 nucleotides long. Its product is annotated as ceramide kinase-like. Gene Ontology annotation, molecular function: kinase activity. Bases 1 to 693 code for a protein of 230 amino acids. Lineage: Eukaryota; Metazoa; Chordata; Mammalia; Dermoptera; Cynocephalidae. The record is from RefSeq and is a predicted model, not a curated record. The transcript has 6 exons.